AUGAGUGAUGGGGUGUACGUCAAAGGUUUUGUAGAAGACGUGCCUAUAGUAUUCACUGCUGAUACCGUUGCUUCAAAGACAGUUAUAUCUUCAAAGGUUUUCAAAAGUGUAAACCAAGGGAGACAACCAGCCCUAGAAAAAUCAUCCUGUUUGAUUGGAGCAGGAGGCACAACGAUUCAGGAGUGUGGCAAGGCAAAAUUCACUUUGAAGCUUGGACCUUUAGAGAUAACUAGUGAGGCGAUCAUUGCUGAUAUAGAAGAUGAGGCGCUUCUGGGGUAUGAUGUUUUAAAGGGUCGCGAGCAUGGAGCUGCUGAUAUAUUGCUCAGCAAAAACAAAAUAGUGCUUGACGGUGUGGAAAUCCCUUGUUUUCAGGUGGGCAAGAAUGAUAAAACUAGGAGGGUAGUUGUUGCUGAUGAUCUGAACACACCAGGGCAAUCAGAGAUGAUCAUCGAUGUGUAUGUCAGUAGAAAGGAAGAAGAUGAUUUUGACCAUGAAGCUGAAUACCUGGUAGAACCUUCAGAACAUCUGGCAGAGCGAUACAAAUUGGCGAUGGCCUCUACACUCGUCAACAUAAAUCAAGCGACCACGUGCAAGGUGAGGGUGUUAAAUCCUUUCCGUGAAGAAGUCUCCCUGAAACAAGAUGCUGAAAUAGGAAAAGCUGAGAAGAUAGAAAGGAUAGUAAAUGUCAUAGCAGAGCAAGAGAAUACCAGAGAGACUGAAAACCAAGCACAGGUGGGAAGGGUCGAAACAAGGUCAAAUAAACAUGAUGGAGAUAUGCAGUUACCUUUUGAGCCAUCAACUGAGGAAAAGGUCCCAAGACAUCUUCAUGAUCUUUUCUCCAAGACCAUUCAAGGUAGAUCUGAAAAGGAAAAGCAGGCCAUAGCAGGACUCUUUGGAAAGUACAGCAGCACCUUCUCAACUGACGAAUUGGACAUUGGGCUGACGAACCUGAUAGAGCAUUCUAUAGACACAGGUGAUGCAAAGCCCAUAAAACAAAGGCCAAGAAGAGUGCCUCUUGCUUUCGCUAACGAAGAGAAACAGGCUAUAGAAGAUCGACUUAAAAAGGGGUUAUCCAAAAAAGCACGUCACCUUGUGCAAGUCCCAUAG
Messenger RNA from Mercenaria mercenaria, 1107 nucleotides. RefSeq lists its product as uncharacterized. The transcript has a single exon. The coding region runs from base 1 to 1107 and encodes 368 amino acids. Lineage: Eukaryota; Metazoa; Mollusca; Bivalvia; Venerida; Veneridae. The record is from RefSeq and is a predicted model, not a curated record.